AUGGAUUCUACAGUAGGAGUUUUAAGAAGUCAUUGUCCAUAUGGUGAUAAUGGGUGUCAUGUUAAUGAAGACAUAGUUGUGGGAAGUACUGAAAUAUCAAAUGAAGAACUUCGGCACGAAAAUAUUGAUAUUAGUAAUGGUGAUUUGCACAAAGGCAAAGUAUUUAAUAGUGACGAUGAGGCCUAUAAUUGCUAUGUUAAUUUUGCUAAAAAAGUUGGUUUCUUAAUCAGACGUGACCGAAUAUUGGGAAGUGAAGAGCAUCCUAUGGGAAUUUAUAAGACGGAUUAUGUUUGUCAUCGAGCUGGUAGUCCUCAUUCUCAAAAGAUUGCAGAAAAUGAACGACAACGAGAUAGAAAAUCUUCCAGAUGCAAUUGUAACGCCAAGAUGUUUAUUGCUAAAGAUAUGAUUGAUGGUAUCCCUCACUGGGUAAGAUUUCUUCCUGCUUAUCGAAAUAUUGACAUUAUUGAUCAAAAGCGGAUUACACUUCUUGCAAAAAAAAGCCGGUUGUUGACGAGCUUAAUUAGAAGAGUGCUUGAGUUAGAAAAGGGUGUCAAUGUAGGCCAAUUGCCUUUCACAGAAAAAGAUAUCAAGAACUUUCUCCAAUCAAAAAGUUCUACCAAUACUGAAUAUGAUGCUUUGGAGCUACUAAAAGUAUGCAAGAGUUUGAAAGACAAAGAUGUUGAUUUCCAAUAUGAUUUCACAGUUGAUACAUGUCAAAGACUUGAGCAUAUCAUUUGGGCAUUUGGGGACUCUAUUCAUGCUUAUGAACUUUUUGGAGAUGUAGUUGUUUUUUAUACUACUUAUCAAUUAAAUCGCUAUGAGAUGCCACCAGGAGUUUAG
Molecule: messenger RNA, 840 nt
Organism: Lycium ferocissimum
Lineage: Eukaryota; Viridiplantae; Streptophyta; Magnoliopsida; Solanales; Solanaceae
Product: putative protein FAR1-RELATED SEQUENCE 10
Exons: 2
Coding region: 1-840 (279 amino acids)
Biological process (GO): regulation of DNA-templated transcription
Source: RefSeq, a predicted model, not a curated record